UAGCUGCGGAUUCUCGCCUACCAACUCCAGCGCCAACCCGGACCCGGACCCAGAGCUUCUCCGCGCAGCUCCGCCACCCCCGGGAGUCCCGGGGCGCACCUGCAAACUCCCGCUUGUGCACCGGCCGCCCCCGAGCCGGUGCGGGAGCCCGAGCGAGCCAUGGCCAACGCGGGGCUGCAGCUGCUGGGCUUCAUCCUGGCUUUCCUGGGCUGGAUUGGCUCCAUCAUCAGCACGGCGCUGCCCCAGUGGAGGAUUUACUCCUACGCUAGCGACAACAUCGUGACGGCCCAGGCCAUCUACGAGGGGCUGUGGAUGUCCUGCGUGUCGCAGAGCACCGGGCAGAUCCAGUGCAAAAUCUUCGACUCCUUGCUGAAUCUGAACAGCACUCUGCAAGCAACCCGUGCCUUGAUGGUGAUUGGCAUCCUGCUGGGACUAGUAGCCAUCUUUGUGGCCACUGUCGGCAUGAAGUGUAUGAAGUGCCUGGAAGACAACGAGGCACAGAAGAUGCGGAUGGCUGUCAUUGGGGGCGUGAUCUUUCUUAUUUCAGGUCUGGCUAUUUUAGUUGCCACAGCAUGGUAUGGCAAUAGAAUUGUUCAAGAAUUCUAUGACCCCAUGACCCCGGUCAAUGCCAGGUAUGAAUUUGGUCAGGCUCUCUUCACUGGCUGGGCUGCUGCUUCCCUCUGCCUUCUGGGAGGUGCCCUACUUUGCUGCUCCUGUCCCCAGAAAACAACAUCGUACCCAACACCAAGGCCCUAUCCAAAACCUGCACCUUCCAGUGGGAAAGACUACGUGUGACACAGAAGCAAAAGGAGACAACCCUGUUGGAACAAUCAGAAAAUGAACAUUGAAAUACUGUAUUGGCGUUAAGGUCUUAGAUUUUGACUAUUGUAGUCUGAACUGUGGUAUUACCAAAAGAACAUAUUUUGUUAAAUACCCAUUGCUAAAAAUGACAUAGUCUUAUUUUAUCUCCUUUCCUCAAUAUAAGAGGGAAGCCUUUUCUAUUUGUAUUACUGCUUCCCACUGAGUCAUCAUCUCAAAUGUGGGGAGAGGGCAUUCCUUAAGUAUAUAUAGAUAUGUACAUGUACAUGUUUUUCUAUUAAAAAGUUAGGUAGUAAAACCUCAUUAUGUUGGUACCAGCAUUCUUAAAAUAUAUCUAAAAAAAGAAAAAUAUAUUUAUAUUGAUUAAAUAAGUAGUUUAUUUGGUAUUCUUCUCUUCUUUCUUUAUGUAUACAUAUAUAAUAGGUCAAAUAUCAUUUACCCUCCUUCAUCAGCUUUUAAUGUCUUUCACAGAAGACCUGACCUACUUUACCAAGUAUGAAUUAUUUCAGUUCUUCACAUGUGCCCUUUUCAUAUGUUUGUAUCAUAUUUUUUUUUU
Messenger RNA from Delphinapterus leucas (beluga whale), 1375 nucleotides. RefSeq names its product claudin 1 (gene CLDN1). The record is from RefSeq and is a predicted model, not a curated record. NCBI's taxonomy places the organism in Eukaryota, Metazoa, Chordata, Mammalia, Artiodactyla, Monodontidae. Gene Ontology annotation, cellular component: membrane; bicellular tight junction. Gene Ontology annotation, molecular function: structural molecule activity.